Molecule: messenger RNA, 834 nt
Organism: Aspergillus tubingensis
Lineage: Eukaryota; Fungi; Ascomycota; Eurotiomycetes; Eurotiales; Aspergillaceae
Product: N-terminal L-serine N(alpha)-acetyltransferase NAT4
Exons: 2
Coding region: 1-834 (277 amino acids)
Cellular component (GO): nucleus
Molecular function (GO): histone H4 acetyltransferase activity; protein N-terminal-serine acetyltransferase activity; histone H2A acetyltransferase activity
Source: RefSeq, a predicted model, not a curated record
AUGUCAUCAUCCGUCCAAGCAGGCCGAGUUACCAAGAAGAACACUACUACUACCGCGCGGCGGAGACGCGUACAACACCCGAAGAAGACACGAGCUAGUACUAAGUCCCAACCACAUGAUCAUGAGUAUGAGCGCGAUGGGAGUCAAUACAACCCAACACCAUCAUCAUCACUCCCGCUCGUCGAGCGCACCAACAAACUCAGCAUCCAAAUAUUCACUUCAGAAUACAUCACCCCAGAGUUUCUGACAUACACCUACAAACCCGAAACCCCAUCAUCAACUGACGAGCAGAGGUAUAAACUUUCCAUCCACUCCGCAGCCAGCAUCCCCACCAGCGACCUAAAUGCAUGCUUCGAUCUCAUCGAGGAGACAUCCUCAGAAGCAUACAGGAAUUCCUCAACGGGGUGGUCUCCAAGUAAGAAGAAGAAGGAGAUGAAGCUUCCGGAUAUGAAGUAUUUGGUUGUUCGUCGGGAAGAGUUAACACCAAGUGAUGGUGAAGGGGAUGUGGUCGGAUUCAUGUCAUUCAUGAUUACAUAUGAAGAUGGGAAAGAGGUGGUGUAUCUCUACGAGAUCCAUUUGUCGUCUGAGGUGCAGAAGCAAGGGCUUGGGAAGCGGCUACUGCUUGUGCUGAUGGAGAUAGGGAGACGGGUUGGGGUGGAGAAGGCGAUGUUGACGGUGUUUACGUCGAAUGGGGUGGCUCAGAGGCUUUAUGAGGCUAUUGGGUUUGAUACGGAUGAGUAUAGUCCUCGGCCGAGGAGGUUGAGGAAUGGGAUGGUUAAGGAGCCGGAUUAUAGGAUUAUGUCUGUUAGGUUGGAUGGGGGGCCGUAUGUAUGA